UAUGCCAUUCGAUUGUACUUGGCCUGAGAUAGUUCGUCCAUAAACCGUAAAGUAGACCGUUUAAUUCUUUUUAUCCGAAAAUUUGAAGAUCCUGGUAAUUAUGAAUUAAUGCAGCAGUAGUAGCUGGUAGUUGCGAUAUGGCUGAGUAUCGAUCUGGUUCGUAUUGCGUGUCUUCUGGAGUAGGCAGUGAUUCAGAAGUCAUGGCUGAACUAGCAGCAUUGCUGCAUCAGGAAAUUCCUGAAGGAAGGCACAAUCUUGCAGACAGUCAUACAAAUCUUGAACGUGUUGCGGAUUAUUGCGAGGCAAAUUAUUUUCAAGCUGACAAUAAAAGGAUUGCAUUGGAAGAAACAAAGAAUUAUACGACUCAAUCAUUGGCUAGUGUAGCAUACCAAAUAAAUACUCUCGCUUAUAAUUUUCUUCAAUUAUUAGAUCUACAAACAUCUCAGUUAGCUGAGAUGGAAAGUCAGAUGAAUCAUAUAGCUCAAACUGUUAUGAUACAUAAAGAAAAAGUUGCUAGACGAGAGAUAGGUGUAUUAACGGCUAACAAAAUGACAGCCCGUCAAUAUAAAAUUAUUGCACCAGCAAAUCCUGAAAAGCCUAUUAAAUAUGUAAGAAAAAGCAUAGAUUAUACGAUUUUGGAUGAUAUUGGCCAUGGUGUACGUAGUAGUGGUACACCAAGAAGUAAACAAAGAGGUGGUAGUCAAGGUAGCGUUCAGAGCUUGGGUGCAACAUCUACUGGUUCUGGUUUGGGUGCUGCUAUGGUAGGACCUGCACCUACUACGAAGCCACCGACUCCUCCUCAAACAGUAAGGACUGGAACACUGAGUAAGGGUUCACGUGAAUACAGAACUCCACCUGCGGUUGCUCCACCACAAGUUCCUAGUCAUUAUGCGCCAAAUUAUCCAUUGGGUCAUCCAAGACGCGAACGUGGCCCAGGAUAUAGUACAUUGCCAUUGCAUGCACAUACAACUUCACAUUCUUCUCAUAAUACCAAUCAUUCUACUCACACGAACAAUAUGACGCAACAUACAUCUCCACCUCAAGUUGGUACGGUUCAUCCAUUGCAAAGUCAUCCACAGACACCACCACCAGCACCACCCAGUGUUACAGGAGCUGCGGGAUAUAUACAGGAGCAACAUAAUAAUAUGCCUCCACCGCCUUCUCCAUUGGUCGGUAUUAGCGGAGAUAUGGCUGAUUAUAGUGGUCAUCAUACUUUACCGCAUAGAUUAGCUCAUCAAAUUAGUCGAAGUAGCGGUGCUAGUAGUCCACCACUGCCACCUCCUCCACCUCCGGAACAAGAGGAACAUCCACAAUUUGGUAGACCAACACCUUCCAGUGGUGCUAUAAUGCCUAUUGUACCGGACGAAGAAGAUUUACCUGGUUGGGUACCAAAAAAUUAUAUCGAGAAAGUCGUCGCUAUUUAUGAUUAUUAUGCCGAUAAGGAAGACGAAUUGAGUUUCCAAGAAAGCUCCGUCAUUUAUGUUUUAAAAAAGAACGACGAUGGUUGGUGGGAAGGUGUAAUGGAUGGAAUAACCGGAUUAUUUCCUGGCAAUUAUGUUGAACCUUGCGUUUAGGCAUGUAUUACAUAUUUAUAUUUCUUAAGUAUUUUAAGUAAAGAUCAGUAUCUAUAGUUAAAAGACUGCUAUUUUAAGGUACACAUAAAGGGGCUUUGUAAUUAUAACAUUAUUUCUUAUCAUCGAUUAGCAGGAAGUUAUAGAAAUGGGCCGUUUAUAUGACGAUAAGUAAAUUGAUAUCGAGAAAAUAUUUAACAUAGGAUGGUCCGUGGUUUGAUGGGGUAGCGAAUAAAAUACUCUUUGGCUCUUCCAACGUUGUUAAAUAACGUACAAUGGUCGUAGUUUUAUCUUUUUUUCUUUUCUUCUUUUUUUUUUCUUCUUCUUUUUUUUUUUUUUUGUACUUUGUUUUCAAAAAAUCAAACAAAAAAUAAGCCAAACGUUACAAUGUCAUAAGAAAAUGUAUUUUUCUCUACUCCGUAAUAUAUCUCUUCUCCUGUAAUUAUAUUAAUAGACGAUUGUCGUAAUAUCGUAUAAACCCAACUGAACUGCGUAUCAUUCGCAAAAUAUAUUUAUGUAUCUUA
This is a messenger RNA of Vespa crabro (European hornet), 2095 nucleotides long. It is a transcript of the gene Abi, whose product is annotated as abl interactor 2. Lineage: Eukaryota; Metazoa; Arthropoda; Insecta; Hymenoptera; Vespidae. Gene Ontology annotation, molecular function: SH3 domain binding. The coding region runs from base 138 to 1574 and encodes 478 amino acids. The record is from RefSeq and is a predicted model, not a curated record. The transcript is spliced from 5 exons.